AUGUUUAUGACACCCAAGGAUUUUGAAAAUGCGAAGGUCAGCAGUCUAAUAAGUCUGGAAUCAUCUGGUGAUGAUGUCCGAAUGGUGUGUGUCUUUGUGGAAUGUAACACUAGCGAAUUAUUUGGCGCGCAUAGAAGCAUCGACGGCACAACUGCGGCCGGAAUCCUGCCACAACCGGAAGGCGAGGCCCAAUCAGCGCAGCGGAAGGCAUCACUCGACGACCCAGCGACCACGAGAGGAUCGUCUACGUGCAUCGAUUUUCAACCUGAGGGUGUUCGACGUCAUUUACGUCAUCAUAGCGUCGCAGGCGUAACAAGGAAGGCUGAGUCGAAAUUGCAGCCAAACGCUAAACGAUCACUUUCGUGCGCGGCUACCGUUAAAGUCAAGUGUCACUUUUGUCAAGGCGAUCAUGCCAUCUACUAUUGGAAAACUUUCGUAGCGCUCCCAGUUCCUCAGAGAGCCGUGGAAAUUCGCAGCCGCAAGCUUUGCGUCAAUUGUUUGCGGUCUUCUUCUCACGUGUCAAGCAAAUGUACUUCCGGUCAAUGCAAGGUCUGCCACGCAAAGCAUCAUACGCUUCUUCAUGCAUCUUCAGCCGCGGAGGCAUCCACUGACAAGGAAGAUGCAACCAAGCCAACCGCUUCCUCUUCGGUUCUGGCAAUGCAUUCUUCAAGCUCAAUUGUCAGCGAACAUGUUAUGCUUUCGACUGCAGUUGUUCACGUCUGUGAUAACGAAGGUACGCUCAGGCCGUGCCGAGCACUUCUGGACUGCGGAUCGCAGGCGAAUUUCAUAUCUAAGAAAUUUGUAGAACUUCUCGGUUUAAAGACGCGUCCGUUAAAUAUCUCGAUCUCCGGCGUCAAUGGUACGAUAGCUAUAUCUCAUUACGUCGUGACGAUUAAAUUGCAAUUGCGAGUUAGUUCCUACGCCGCGGUCAUUGAAUGCAUCGUGUCUGAUCAGGUCACUGACAAAAUUCCUCCGAUCUCUACAGAACGAGGCAAAUUUGAUUUUCCACGGAACAUUCGUUUAGCCGAUCCACGAUUUCAUAUAUCGUCGGAUAUUGAUCUCUUAAUCGGAGGUGAGAUAUUCUGGGAUUUGAUCUGCGUCGGUCAAAUAAGGUCGUCAGACAAACAUCCUACUCUUCAAAAAACACGAUUGGGUUGGAUUCUAUCGGAUCGUUUAGGCACUACCGCAGCAGUCCCUGCGAAGGUCCACUCAUUUCAUGCGUCUGUAACCAACUCUGAAUUACACGAUCAUAUCAGCCGCGCGUGGCAAAUGGAUAACAUAUCCAUUCCCUCGAACAAUUACACAAUUGAAGAAAAUAUCUGUGAACGUCAUUUUUUGGACAACACGUCCCAAGACUCUCAAGGCAGAUAUAUAGUCAAGCUCCCGGUCAAGGAGCAGAUGCUAGAGAAAAUCGGUGAUUCUCGUGAAACAGCUCUCAAACGUUUACGGGAGAUUGAAAAACGGUUCAAGCGUAACCCCGCACUCAAAAUUCGAUACACGGAAUUUAUCGAAGAAUAUAAAUCGUUGGGGCACAUGCGACGGUUAGAACCACCCAUUGCAAAAGAACCGACAUCGUUUUAUCUCCCUCAUCAUUGUGUAUUCAAAGCAGUCGGACAAACGUCCAAGAUCCGAGUCGUUUUCGAUGCUUCUUGUCGUAGCAGUUCCGGCGUGUCCUUGAAUGACGCACUUCUAGUGGGCCCAAACGUUCAGCGGGACUUAGUUUCGAUUUUACUGCGAUUCCGUUUCUUUUCUUGUGUCAUCACAGCCGACAUUACAAAGAUAUAUCGGCAAAUUUCAAUGCAUCCCUCUCAAACGCGCUUACAGAGAAUUCUUUGGCGCAACGACUCUUCUAUGAACGUCGAUACCUAUGAGCUCACUACCGUCACCUACGGCACAGCUUCCGCGUCAUUUCUAGCCACUAGGUGCCUUAAGCACUUGGCAGAUCAGCACACUCAUCAAUUUCCGCGUGGUUCAGCAUGCGUCCUUCGCGACUUUUAUGUCGAUGACAUGCUCACUGGAGCAGACUCCAUUGACGAAUUAAAGCUAAUCCGCGACAAAACCAUUCAACUAUUAAGAGCAGGGAUGUUCGAGUUAAACAAAUGGGCUUCCAAUUGCCCGGAGUUACUGGAAACAGAUAAACGCGGCCGUAAGCCAGUCGCCAUUACACAUAAUAUUACAGACUUUUGUAUUCUCGGCAUGCAGUGGAAUCAUUGUCAAGACACGUUCCAAUUCUCUUGCGAACCUGACUCUGAAAUCGGCAUUGUAUCAAAACGGCUCAUGCUUUCUAAAGUCUCAAAAUACUUCGACCCACUCGGCCUGCUAGGACCAGUCAUUGUGGUCGCAAAACUCAUUUUGCAAGAUCUGUGGCAAUUAGAUAUUCAAUGGGACGAAUCCGUCCCUCAGGAGAUUCACACGCGUUGGGUCACUUUCAAGACCCAAAUGAAGGCGUUGAAUCAAUUAGCAAUUCCUCGAUGCGUUAAAUCCAAUAUCUAUCCGCUAGUUUUGGAGAUACACGGAUUUUGUGACGUCAGCCAGCGUGCAUUCGGAGCUUGCAUAUAUCUUCGCACCAAGCUCGGACACAACGAAUAUCGCUCUACUUUGCUAUGCUCAAGGUCUCGCGUCGCCCCACUCAAGGCUAUCUCGCUCCCGUGA
Messenger RNA from Cyphomyrmex costatus, 2652 nucleotides. RefSeq lists its product as uncharacterized. The transcript has 5 exons. The record is from RefSeq and is a predicted model, not a curated record. The coding region runs from base 1 to 2652 and encodes 883 amino acids. NCBI's taxonomy places the organism in Eukaryota, Metazoa, Arthropoda, Insecta, Hymenoptera, Formicidae.